AUGAGGAGAGAUAGUUUAGUCUUGUCACAAUUAUUUGAAUCAUAUAUAAACGCCGAUAGUUUUCUGGAAAUUAUAUCUGUUUAUAGGGAAAUAUGUGAACGUUUAAAUUUAUUCCCUAAAAGAGGCAUACCAUUUUAUCAAAGAUUGAAAAGCAAGAUUAAAUGCUGGAAAGCUUUAGCUCUAUGGACGAAGCUUGAUAAAAAAUGUUCUCAAAAAGUUUACAGGCAACCUAAUAGCUGCCAAAAUAUCAACGCUCUGGUGAUAGGUGCAGGACCUUGUGGCUUACGAACGGCCAUCGAGUUAGCCCUACUGAAUUGCAAUGUGCUUGUUGUCGAGAAGCGAAUCCAAUUCUCUAGGCACAAUAUGAUACAUCUCUGGCCCUUCGUCUUGCACGAUCUUAAAUGUCUCGGGGCUAAAACAUUCUUCGCUCAGUUUUGCGCCGGUUCCAUCGAUAACAUAAGUAUUCGUAAGAUGCAAUGCAUUUUAUUGAAGGUGGCUUUGUUACUUGGUGUCAAUAUCCACGAGGGAGUAGAGUUUUUAGAUACAGUUGAGCCCACAAAUCAAAGCGGAGGAUGGAAAGGAAGAUUCGAACCUGCUGAUCACACUAUCAAUCAAUACGAAUUCGAUGUUUUAGUCGGAGCGGAUGGUAAAAAGAAUACUUUGCAAGGUUUUAAUCGCAAAGAAUUCAGAGGAAAACUGGCCAUAGCUAUAACUGCCAACUUGGUGAAUCACAAGACUGAUUUGGAAAAUAGGCUUGAAGAAAUUAGCGGGACUUCUUGUAUUUUUAACCCUUCCUUCUUUGCUAAACUCAAAAAUUUUACUGAUAAUGGGGAAACGGAUGGUGGCAAUGGAGGACAAAUAGACCUAGAAAAUUUGGUAUAUUACAAAGACGACACCCAUUAUUUCGUCAUGACUGCUAAAAAACAUUCUCUCUUAAGCACCCGAGUCUUGAAACAGGAUUAUUCGGAACCUUCUAGGCUCCUUUCUCCGUCCAACAUAGACAGGUCAGCUCUUUUAUCGUAUGCCUUGAGAGUUGCCCACUUUUGCACGGACGGAGUUUUACCUAUCGAUAGUAGGGAAGGGAGUAGAAAAGACACUUACAAUUGGAAAGAAGAAGUAAAGAAUGAAACGAGGAAAAAUAAAGAAAGGAAAGUUUGGGCAGUCAAUCAUAAAGGGCAAGCCGAUGUCAAUGUUUUCGACUUUACAAGUAUGUUCCAAGCCGAAUCUAGUCUGAGAAUUAUUGAAAGAAUGGACAAAUUAUUGCUCAUUGGACUUGUGGGAGACGCUUUACUAGAGCCUUUUUGGCCACUAGGUACGGGUUGUCCUAGAGGGUUUUUGAGUUCAAUGGAUAUGGCCUGGACUGUCAAACAAUUCGCUUCUAACAAAUAUACACCUCUUCAAUUAUUGGCUGAACGGGAAAGCGUAUACAAAUUACUUAGUCAGACAUCUCCCGAAAAUACAUGCAAGAACCUAGCACUAUACUCUAUUCACCCCAAAACCAGAUAUACCAAUUUGGACCUGAAUUUAGUCAAGCCUUUUCAAGUGAGACAUUUAUACGACACUGAAAGCCAGAACGGGAAUGCCGAAGAUAAGAUUAUUCAAAUCAUUCCCAAGAAAUUCCGAAAAUCUGAUGGUAAAAUGAAUGAUCUUUACGCGUCAAACGACCAUUACGACAUUGAUAAAGAGAACAAUCCUCCUAUCUACGAAGAGGAUGAUUAUAGUGGGUGCACUUUGCGACGUACCCAUCUUAGGGACCUAUCUCCAUUUACCAAUAAGGUUGUGAGACCUAUCUCUUUGAACAUAUUGCCUUCAACGAAUUUUGGUUCAAUUGAAACGAAUUGUGGUGUGAUUGAUGAUUUAAAAAAGAAGAAAGGUAAAGAUGAUAAUUGGAAAGGGAAAAAAAGGAAUGAAGAUUCUUCAGUUAAACCUCUGUUCUAUUCACCUCAACAUGCAACUCUGUCCUUGGUUGAAAGAUUGAACAAAUUAAGGCAAUCUAGCACCCCGAACUCUGUAACAUCCAGCAAAAAUUCCCAAUGCCAUUUUUGCUCGCAAACAAUAUAUAUGCUCGAUAUAUAUAGGUUAGAAGGAAUUUCUUUGCACAAAGAUUGCAUGAAAUGUCAGCUAUGCCAGAAAGCGCUCAAUCUCAGGAAUUACAAAACAUCUAUAGAUUCUAACGCUAAAGUCAUAUUCGCUUGUCGCGAUAAGUGUCGCAAACUAUCCAGAAAAAUAUCCAGCAACGAAAAUAUAUUUGUGGGGGAUAUUUGUCGAGACUAUUUUUCUAGAAAUGAGGAUUUAUCUAGUGACGUUUUUUCGUCUGGUGUUUGUAAAAACUUAAAAGAAAGGAUCUACAAUACUCAGGGCUUAGUCAACGAGACUAAAGAUAAAUGGGAACAUCUUCUCAGUUCACCUAACGCUUUCGUCGAUGCGAAAAAAGCCCAAGAAAAAAUCAAAGGACCUUAUAAUGAUAUUUUUGAUGAUGAUUUAUAUCAAAAUGACACCAAAUUCCAACACUACUCUUUAUACAAUGAUUUAGGUAAUGACCAAAAUAUUUCAUCAAAGACCAUAGAAAACAAUGCAAAAUACGCUACAAUUUGCGAAAAUAAUAAAAAUUAUGACAAGAUUUACCAAGAUAUCACAUUCAAAAAUGAAGAAGCCGGCAGGGAAAUCAGUGAUUUAGCUCAAAUUUUAAGUCUUUCUUAUCAAAUUAAUAACGAAAAUCCCGAAAAUUCUAGUAGUGAAAUUGUCAAUAAACGUUAUUCCAUGAGACGCAGUUUAUUAAAAAAGAGGGCGCUAUUGUGUCUUAAUCGGAAAUUUAGUAGUUACAACCACAUCCGUCCUCAUACGAAUGUUUACUCUUGUAAUGUGAAUAUAAAUAAAUGCAAGGAUAAAAUUUUGAUAGAUAAGACAAUUUAUGAAAAAACUGAGAACGAAAGUGCAGGAUAUUGUAAAGGUAAAAAGGUUAAAUUUUGCAACGAAGUCAUAAACGACACCAACAGUUAUGAGAGUUCUGAAAGUUUAAGUGAUCAUCAUUUUAAAUGUAAAAAAACUUAUCGACACGACAUCAGAUCUAAAAAACAAAAGCUAAGAAAGACUAAAUCUAAAUCACCCCUUAAGCAGACUUUUGGGUGUUCCAAAUCAUACUGUCCUGAUACAUAUAGUAAUGAUAACUGUAUUCCUGUGUUUGGUACCCAAAAUGAACCCCAUACAUUACCAACCCUUCUAAAAGAUUCUAAAUUACACGCUAGAACACCAACACAAGAUGUACCUAGUACCAUUUUUACCAAUUUUAAUUACGAACCACACAGUAAUAUUUCCGAUUUGCACGUGGAUGAUGAUUUAGUUACAGAAAUUUUAAACUCCAAUAGCGCAUACAAAUACUCUCCGAGAGAGGAUGGAACUUGCAAAUACAAAUCAACCAGGGCUAAAAUGCUUCAACCUAAUAACAUUAUGCUAAACACCUUACCAUUAGCUACUCUGGCAAAUACAGACUCCACCAUUCCUGUUCAUAAAUCAGAUGGGAAUCAUUUUUUUACUACAUUAUCAACUGGCGAAAUAAGUGAGAUUAAGGUUGAAUGUUCCACUAGUUUAGUGAAAUCCUUAAAAUCAACCCAUGACGUCACCAUUUCGAAAAGUGGGCCCAAUAAUAUGAAUGCCAACCAUUCGAAUGGUCACUUUAUUACGAGUCCUAUAAAAGUUUUAAAUACUAAAUUAUGGUUGCCGUCGGAUCAUUAUCUGCCACCUGAGUCCUUUAUUUCCCUAUCCGUCCAUGAAAACAACUUUCAGGAAUGCGAGCGGGAUUUGAUUGAGGUCCGGACUGUGUUUAACGAAUUUCUUGACAAGAUACAAUGUUUUUCGAAGAUUGAAAACGAAAAUCAGUUAACUAUUCCAUUCAUCGAUGACGUGAUUCCCGAUGGCAUAACGAAAGAUUCGAAUCAUAAUCACGCGAUUCAGACUCCAUCCCUGGAAAGUGAUGCUACAAAGGUUCUCAUUGAAGUUCUCGAAUAUGUUUGGCGCAAUAAUAUGGAUUCCUUUAUAGAUCUCUCCAAAUCUGCCUCACCAUUUAACCUCCCACUGAUUCCUUAUGAAAUCAGCAUAAAUCCUUUGUGCCAGAGUCUUACUCUCAAAGUGCAGAAAAGAGCCAUCGAAUUAGAGUGCCUCAACAGACAUAAAUUAAAAAUGGCUGCCAAUCUGGCAAGGGAUAAUAACGAUACUUUACACGAAUAUGGGGGAAUAAUAUUGGAAUGCUGCAAAGGAUUUGUUAAGAGAGAAAUCAGGAUUUUACUGGCAUCCGUUGAAGAUGAUAAGAAAUCUUUAAAACAAGUGAUUGAACUCAAAUUAUUGACGAACAUCCUGUUAGAAAUCAAUGAACAAACCGAAAAUGUGAAAAAAAGCAUACAAAAUGAAACACCCAAAAUUCAAUAGAGAAUAAUAGAAAGUGUGAGAUAUAAAUGGAAUAAACUGACAUUUUCAAGCUGCCUACCGCAUAUGGAAAAAAAUAAUCUCAUAUAAUUGUAAUAUUUAUUAUUCUGCAUUUCAUUUUUAUACAAUUCUACAUUAAAAUUAUCGAUAGUUUUAUUUUUUCAUAUUCCUAGGGAUCAAUCAUGUCAAAAAAAAUUAUUUUA
Gordionus sp. m RMFG-2023 is the source of this 4622-nucleotide messenger RNA. RefSeq lists its product as uncharacterized. The record is from RefSeq and is a predicted model, not a curated record. NCBI's taxonomy places the organism in Eukaryota, Metazoa, Nematomorpha, Gordioida, Chordodea, Parachordodidae. The coding region runs from base 1 to 4422 and encodes 1473 amino acids. The transcript is spliced from 21 exons.